Molecule: messenger RNA, 788 nt
Organism: Panicum hallii
Lineage: Eukaryota; Viridiplantae; Streptophyta; Magnoliopsida; Poales; Poaceae
Exons: 2
Coding region: 1-717 (238 amino acids)
Source: RefSeq, a predicted model, not a curated record
AUGGAGGAAGCCCCGGAGCUGAUCAGCCCGAGGAUCUCCUUCUCCCACGACCUAGCCAACUUCGCAGCACCGCCGCGGCGGUCCGACGACGCGUCGCUGCUCGUGUCGUCGUCGCGGCUCCCCGAGCCGGAGUUCGACUUCGCAAACGCCAAUGCGGCCGCCGAUGACGUCGCCCCGGCCGACCGCCUCUUCGCCGGGGGAAAGCUGCUGCCAAUGCCGCCGUUGCCGCCCGCUCCCAGACCCAGCCCGUGCAAGCUAAAGCAAGAGCCCGGCGGCGGCGGCAUCCGUGUCAAGGCGCAGGCGUGCCCGCAGAAGCGGCCGGGCUCGUGGGCGUCCCCGUUCUCACGCAGCAGCAGCGUGAACUCGGCCACGACGGUGGCAGGGACGACGGGCGCGCCGCGGUCCGCGGGGAGGUUCGGGUGCCCGCCGUUCCCGCUGAUGCGCAGCCGGUCAGCCUCGGCCGCCGUGGCGCGGGACGGUGGCUUGGGCCCCGCCGCCGUACCGGACGCCGCCACCGGCCAUCCGCCUCGGUACUACAAGAAGUUCGGGGGCACGGUUGCAGCUUACUACUAUGGUGGUAGCAGGAAAGGUAGCAGCCAUGGCGUCAGGGUUAGCCCGGUGCUUAACGUGCCGUUCAUCGGCACGAGUGUGGCCAACGUGCUGAGCUACUUGCUCUGCGACUGUAGCACCAAGACCAAAAGGAGUAGGGAGUUCUAGAGCUAACCGGGCACCACCAAAUAGUUGUGUAUAUUUAGGCCUGUAUUUGGAAUGGAAACAUUCUCCGGUCC